Messenger RNA from Hemiscyllium ocellatum (epaulette shark), 954 nucleotides. It is a transcript of the gene exosc2, whose product is annotated as exosome component 2. The transcript is spliced from 9 exons. The record is from RefSeq and is a predicted model, not a curated record. Lineage: Eukaryota; Metazoa; Chordata; Chondrichthyes; Orectolobiformes; Hemiscylliidae. Gene Ontology annotation, biological process: TRAMP-dependent tRNA surveillance pathway; CUT catabolic process; poly(A)-dependent snoRNA 3'-end processing. Gene Ontology annotation, molecular function: RNA binding. Gene Ontology annotation, cellular component: cytoplasmic exosome (RNase complex); nuclear exosome (RNase complex). The coding region runs from base 31 to 906 and encodes 291 amino acids.
UGACUGCAGGAUGGUGUGCCAGUAACAAAUAUGGCGGUGGACAUUCGGUUGGCGAUGGCGCGAAAGCGUGUCUUUUUACCGGUGGAGGUCGGUAAACAUCUGGUAUCACCGGGCGACACUAUCACUACCGACACCGGUUUCAUGAGAGGUCAUGGUACCUACAUGGAAGAUGACAAACUAAUUGCAUCAGUUGCUGGAGCUGUGGAAAGAGUGAACAAGUUGAUAUGUGUCAAGCCACUUCAAACCAGAUAUAACGGGGAAGUUGGGGAUGUCGUUGUGGGCAGAAUCACAGAGGUGCAACAGAAGCGAUGGAAAGUGGAGACCAACUCCAGACUGGACUCGGUACUGCUUCUAUCAUCUGUUAACCUUCCUGGAGGUGAACUGAGAAGAAGAUCUGCAGAGGACGAACUGAUGAUGAGGGAUUAUCUGCAAGAAGGAGACUUGAUCAGUGCAGAGGUACAGGCUGUGUUUGCAGAUGGUGCUCUGUCCUUGCACACCAGGAGUCUGAAGUAUGGCAAGCUGGGCCAGGGAACGUUGGUCCAGGUAUCCCCUUCACUCGUAAAACGCCGCAAGACUCACUUUCAUAACCUGCCCUGUGGAGCUGCCAUCAUCCUGGGGAAUAAUGGCUACAUCUGGAUUUAUCCAUUUACUGAGCAGAAGGACGAUGAGGCAGGAGGAUUUGUGACGAACCUGGAGCCAGUUCCUUUAUCAGACAGAGAGGUGAUCUCACGACUCCGCAAUUGCAUCAUUGCUCUGAAUAUUCACAAGCUGUUGCUGUAUGACACCAGCAUUCUGUAUUGCUAUGAAGCUUCAAUGCAUCAACAGAUCAAAGAUAUUCUGAAGCCGGAAAUAAUGGAAGAAAUAGUGAUGGAGACAAGACAACGUCUAAUUGAUCAGGAGGGAUAAGGGCUUUUUUCACUGUAAUAUUUUGAAUAAAACUUUACAAUAAUCUGG